AUGACGUAUGAUGAUACGACGAUGGAUGGAACCAUUGAGCGAGAGAUCUCGCAGAUGCGUCACUUGGCCAUAACUGGUGUCACUUUGGCCACUGUUUCCACCGUUUUAAUAUUAUUUUCUCUUCCGUUCAUGUAUGAAGUUGUAACAGAACGGCAUACUUCAAUGCUAGACGAGCUGAACUUUUGUCGUUCAAAUCGGGAAAUGAUGAAAGGAGAAAUUGUAAAAACAAAGGUAAGGCGUUACACCUCAUUUUGAUGGCAGGUUUUCAGUUUAUGCUUAAUGUAAACCCUCGGUAUAAACGUGCGCCAAAGAAAGGCUCGGGAACGUCGAAGCAGACUCCGUCGUAUCCAAUAAUAACCUACGCCGACGACCCGUUCCCAGAAUCGUACACUCCAUACAAAGCUCAACGAUAUGGCGGAUACACUCCAACCACGACCGGCUGCUGUGGAUGUGGAGUAUCUCCACAAGGGCCGCCUGGUCCACCCGGCUAUCCUGGAUUGUCGGGUGAUGAUGGAAUGCCGGGUAUGCCCGGAAACCCGGGAUACGAUGGACCUCCUCCACUCCCUUCGCCUCCACCCAAUUGGUGCUUCGCAUGUGAACCCGGAUUCCCGGGAUACCCUGGUAAACCAGGUCUACCCGGCCCUCCCGGUCAGCCAGGAUUCCCGGGAGAAAGUGUUUACAUGUCACCCGGACCUCCUGGUUAUCCUGGUCCACCGGGACCUCCAGGAAUGGAAGGAGAACCUGGAUAUCCCGGGGAACCUGGGCCUCCAGGAGGGAUCUACGACCUGCCUCCUUCAAUGGGUCCACCUGGGCCUCCAGGCCCGCCUGGGUACCCCGGCUAUCCUGGACCACCCGCAGCUGAUGGAGAGCCGGGCUAUCCAGGAGGAAUGGGAGAGAUGGGAGAUCCCGGGUAUCCGGGACGGCCUGGAAAUCGUGGGGAGACAGGAUUGAGUGGCCGUCCUGGCUAUCAAGGACCGCCUGGAGACUGCUCACACUGCCCGUAUCCUCGGACUGCUCCUGGAUAUUAA
This is a messenger RNA of Bursaphelenchus xylophilus (pine wood nematode), 1028 nucleotides long. Lineage: Eukaryota; Metazoa; Nematoda; Chromadorea; Rhabditida; Aphelenchoididae. The record is from the annotation of a GenBank genome assembly.